AUGAUCAAGCGGCAGCUACCUACUACUGUGCCGAUUCAGGACUCGACCGCCUCGACCUCCCUCAGCGCCGCCUCCCUGCCGGGCUUGGUCUCGUCGCUGAGGCCACUCAAACGAUCGCUGCCGCAGCUGCAACAGGAGGCAGCACUGCUCCGUCGCUUCUGCUACAAGAACAAGAACCAGCACAAGGCCAACGCGUGGUGGAAGAGGAUCAUACACGUCGAUCGUGUCAUUGGCCGGCUCACGGAUGAGCUGAAAAGCUUGCUCGUCGCUUUGGGCCUCGAGUCAGUGACACCCACCAGUACCUUGGGACACACGUGUGGGGAGAACUCAUAUGUAUGCUUUUGACCUACGCACAGUGCCGAGACGGACCAGAACGCGACUCUGGAACCCUCGUCGCUGCUUGUCCUUUUCUCGCGAUUGCCUCGAGCUUCUCUGGUCGUCACCAAAGUACGUUGAGGGUGCCGCUGCUGACCUUUGAACGAUUUUGGCUGACCCUCAACAUGACUUGUACCCAUUUGAUAGGCCAUCGAAGUCCUGUUCUCUUCCUCCGAGUAUGUAUCGAGCUGGGCAGGGUCCGAGAAUUUGGCCCACUGAGCGCACUUCUUCACGCAGAACACUCUCUCAACUCGUCCAUUCCCGCGCCUUUCUCCCCUUCUCCUUGGUUCUGACCUCCCUCCAUGCGCGUUUGUACGCCAUCACCUUGGCCCUUCAACAAGAUCUCGCUCACGCAGCGCGCAUCGUCGCCAAGUUGAUUCGCUCCGUCGAGUCGAGCGAGGUGAGUUCGAGAGGCGGAUUGAGUACCAAAUGCUUUGUUCGUAUAGACUAAACGUCGCCGCCUGUUCUUUUCAGGAUCUUGUUGAAAAAGCUCGACGAUAUUACCGAGACUUGCAGCUCGAGCUACGCGCGUUCGUACCCAAUCUGGAUUCGACCGACCUGGCUUUGGCAUCUAUAACGACCUCGAGAUUGAACAGUGAACAAGUUUCGACAGACCUCACGCCAAUCGUGAUCUCGGAUAAUGGACCGGAAGGUGGGAUCGGAGACGAUAUAGGCACCGUCAUCAGUAGGGAGGAGUUGAUGCGUCUGGCUCGAGGGAAGAUUGCCACUGUCGAGGUGGUUGACGAUUCGAACAAGGAGACUAUUAGGGGGGUACCGGUUCCUGAGGAACAGACCUCAGCACCGGAGCAAGAAGACGUGGCAACGGUAUCCUUGCCUCCGCCCAUCGACGAAGUCUCGAAGAAGAAACGACGUCGAGAUCUCGCCACCGAAAACCUUUCCAAGCCGAAAAAGGUGAAGAAGAAGAAGAGCAAGAAGGAUCGGGACGAUCAAGAUGAGAUCGAUGAGAUCUUUGGGUAG
Molecule: messenger RNA, 1353 nt
Organism: Microbotryum saponariae
Lineage: Eukaryota; Fungi; Basidiomycota; Microbotryomycetes; Microbotryales; Microbotryaceae
Source: the annotation of a GenBank genome assembly